GUUUAAGAGUCCAAAGAUUACAACGAACGUUGCAGUAUAUUUGAAGUUUUCGUAUAUAUUGUACAAUGGACAAGUCAAAAUCUGGAAGUCUACUGCCAAAUCAAAAAUACUACUGGACCAAUUUUUUAUGGGAGUACCAGAAGGAAAUGCAUCAUCGUCGUCUACAUGGAUGACACGAUCUGUCAAUGUUCACGAUGGAAGUACUAGUAAGAUUAGUGUGUUCUAUCUUACCUUUGAUUUUACGUUGACUUCUACCAUGAAUGGAUUUUUUAUUGAUGAAACGAUCCUCUACAAAGCAGAUUGCAGAAAUCCAUUAUCAGAAGAUGAAUUGAUAAGAAAUGAUGCGCUGAAUUCAAGUGUAGAAAAUCAAGGUCUAGAAGAAUUACUGAACUAUGAAAGCAAAACAAUGUUUUUCUAUUCUCAUCAUCCAGAUCAUUUUGCAUUGUUCACCCCAGACGCUCAUUGGCAUCAAGGUGAGGGAUUGAAUACUGAUGGAGAACACAUAACCGACUGGGGUGCAAUAGUCCAACAGACGGGCCAUAAAGCGUCUGAUAUGAUCUCCAGCUGUGUGUAUGACGGCGAAUCUUGUAAGGAUAAUAUCACAAUGAAAUUGACGGAUUUCGGGAUGUGCUAUACUUUUCGCACCAACAGAAACUGCACACGACCGGGUGCUACUUAUGGUUUACAACUGUUACUCAAUGCUGAAAUAUAUGAGUACAUGGCAGGACCGAGGACCGAUGCUGGGAUUAAGGUGUUGAUGCAUUCGCCUGAUGAUGAGCCAAUGGUGAAGGGUUUAGGAUUUUCCGUGGCACCAGGAUUACAUUCACUUAUAGCAAUCAAAGCGAGUGAGACGUAUAGUAUACCCAAGCCAUGGGGGAGUUGUGCUUCAAAGGAUCUAACAUAUUUUGACAAAUACACCCAGGUCAACUGUAUGCGAGAAUGCUUGACAAAAAAUGUUGUAGAUCUAUGCGGUUGCAGGACAGAAUUCAUGCCAUACGCAAGUGAAAAUGACCCACCUGUUUGUGACAUGCACAGCUACUUUGACUGCAUCAUUCCAAACAUAGAUACUGCAAAUAUAACGACAACUAACUGUCAAGAAGACUGCAAUGAACAAUGCGAGAAAUUUGUUUACGAACCAAUGCUAUCUUUCGGAGCUAUGUCAGAACUUAGCGUUGAUGAGGUUCUCAAUAAAGACAUCAGCGGUGAACUAAAGGAUAAAUACUACAAUGCCAUAAACGUCCAGACAAAAACAAAUAAAUACAAAUUCCUCAAUGUUCAAAGAGUUUUCAGGGACUUGUCAACGAGCAUGAAAGUGUUCCAGCAGUUUUUAGACAAGUGGGUUUUUGCAGAAACCAACAUAUUUAAAAAAGUUGAAGAUGGUGCGAGUGCAAUGAAUGAAUACUUUAAAAAUGAUGCUAUGUUGACAAACACCGACAGAACCCAUUUUAAUAUUGACAACAUUCUGCUUGAUUUUAGAAAUAACAUUUUAGUAUUCACCGAAUCGUUGUUUUCUUCUUUGAACGAAGUAGAACAAUACAUGCACGGACUUUCGGCUGGAUAUAAAUCUGACUGGGUGCAAUUCAGAAACUUGACCAAAACCGUAAAUACAUUUGUCGAGCUGAAGGCUCAUGAAUUUGGAAAUUUUGUCGUUCGCCAAACGCUUUCACUUCCGUCCUGCAAUCAAUUUUCAAAUCUAAAGGAUUUACUGGACGACUUGACAGGUGCAUACUAUGUAUGGAAUUUGAACACUGAAGGCUUCAGAAAAAACAAAAUAACUCUUAAGACUUGUUUAGAUAAUCUACAUACGAAUUUAACAAACGUUGUUCUUCUUAAAGAACAACUAGAAAGUAUGUAUAAUGCUUCUUUCAUUAUCGAGGCAAAAGAUCAAUAUCCUGAUUUAUCCAGUUCACACUCAGUAAUAAGUGAAAAAGCUGGAGACAUUUUCGAUAUUGUGGAAUUAUUUCUAGAGAAUAAUCCCUCGUAUGAUUUUAUGAUAACUAUAACAGAAAUAGAAGAACUAAUAGCACCUGUACAAGGAGAAUUAAACAUAUUGACAGACACCAUCCUUUUAAAAUACAUGACCAUAUCGAGUGAGAUAUUGAGCAGUUAUGACAAAAUAGGGAGAGAAAACUAUGCCCGGUUAUUGCAGGUUAUGCUCGGUGUUCAGCAGUAUUUUCCAUCAAGCGAUGUAUUUAGAUAUGACGAAAUGAAUAUAUGGGAUGAACCAUAUGUAGUUUUUGACCGAGAUCAACAUGAAUACGAGACUAGAUUUAGACCAAUAAAGUCAGAAAUUAAACAAGCUUUUAUCAAAACAAAAGGGAAAGAGAAAAGUACAGCUAUCAUUAAAUCUUUCUUUGAAUCCUUAAAACCUCAGUUGGAUGUGUUUGAAAAGGAGUAUAGGGCAGCGAAAAUUAAUAUUGAAGAAGCGUUGGAUGAUGUAGAAAACCUCAUCGAAGAUUCAAAGAAACAUGGGAAAUUAGACGAUCAAUUUGUAAAGCGCAACUUCCUUGAACUGGAUAUAUAUUACUCUAAGCUGGCAUAUCAGAAUAUUCAGCAAAUGAAGGCGCUCGACGAGGAAUCUGUUUUAAGUGAUAUCGGUGGCUUCAUGGGACUUCUUUUAGGAGCUAGUGUGUUGACUGUGUUUGAGAUACUGGAUCUUAUAUUUUACAACAUCGGUAAAAAACUGAGAUCAAAACGCAACUUUACACCAAUUAAAGUCAGUCCUCUCUCGACUGAGCGUAUUUGAGAAAGUUAAUCUUCAUAACCACGAUACAUCAUACGCAAGACAUUGAGAUCACAAUGCAGCUAUAUCUACUGUGAAAACUAAAUUCUUUACAAACUCUCUCAAAGUACUGAAUAUUCAUUUUUUCAUUUAUUUUUAUUAAAACAAUAUUUGGGUUAGUUGUGGUUUAGGCCACGACAGUGUUUCAAAUUCAGUUCUUGUGAUAGAACUAUUUUUGUACAGAUUUAUUAAAACAUGAUAUAUUCUAAUAAAUGGUUAGCUUAUGUAUUGCUAAACCCAUGUCAGAGUUUUGAAUAGUUAUGCGACACUAUCUGCAUCUAUUUCUCAUAGUGAAAUGAAAGAGAAUUUUGCUUUUUGUGUU
Messenger RNA from Owenia fusiformis, 3104 nucleotides. The record is from the annotation of a GenBank genome assembly. NCBI's taxonomy places the organism in Eukaryota, Metazoa, Annelida, Polychaeta, Sabellida, Oweniidae.